AUGGCCGCGAGGAGCACGAAGGCUGUUGCUGUCGUUUCCGGACGCCAGUUCAGCCAGGUGGCCGCCAGAUGUGACGCGGAGGCCGGCAAGCCAGCCAAAACCUACAAGAAGUUCGAAGAAAUCCGAAGCGAGCAUGAUCUCUACGGACCUGGCGUUGAGGCUGGCAAGUUCCCCACCGAUAUCGAACAGUCCACCGGUCUGGAGCGAUUGGAGGUUCUUGGAAAGAUGGAGGGCGUGGAUAUCUUCGAUAUGACGCCGUUGGACGCAAGCCGACUGGGCACGAUGGAGGACCCGAUCACCGUCAACUCGUUCGGCGACGAGCAGUAUGCUGGGUGCACUGGGUUCCCUGUUGACUCUCACGGUGUGAAGUGGCUCGUCAUCUCCCGCGAACGCCCGAUCGAGCGCUGCCCCGAAUGCGGGAGCGUCUACAAGAUGAACUAUCUCGGACCCACGGAAGACGAGCAUGCCCACCAUGAUGAGCACGGCCAUGACGACCACCACCACGCCGUUGCUGAGGAUCCCAAGACCUUUGCAGACUUUGUCAAGCCCGAUUACCGGUGGACAUAG
Messenger RNA from Eremomyces bilateralis CBS 781.70, 567 nucleotides. RefSeq names its product cytochrome c oxidase subunit VB. Gene Ontology annotation, biological process: mitochondrial electron transport, cytochrome c to oxygen. Gene Ontology annotation, cellular component: mitochondrial envelope. NCBI's taxonomy places the organism in Eukaryota, Fungi, Ascomycota, Dothideomycetes, Eremomycetales, Eremomycetaceae. The transcript has 6 exons. The record is from RefSeq and is a predicted model, not a curated record. The coding region runs from base 1 to 567 and encodes 188 amino acids.